Molecule: messenger RNA, 3742 nt
Organism: Homarus americanus (American lobster)
Lineage: Eukaryota; Metazoa; Arthropoda; Malacostraca; Decapoda; Nephropidae
Product: angiotensin-converting enzyme-like
Exons: 13
Coding region: 6-2189 (727 amino acids)
Biological process (GO): proteolysis
Cellular component (GO): plasma membrane
Molecular function (GO): metallopeptidase activity; peptidyl-dipeptidase activity
Source: RefSeq, a predicted model, not a curated record
UGGUUAUGCUUAGUGAAGGACGGGUCAUGGCUGGGUGGAAGUCAGUGGUGGCGAUAGUGGCUGUGGUGGUGGUAGUGUUGGUAGUGGUGGCGGCGGUGGUGGGUGCUGUGGUACUGCUUAAAGGAGGUGGUGGUGGUCGUCUUCGAGAUAGCCGCCCUUGUGUUGAUUGUGAUAUUUUCGCCGAGAGGCUAGUUCGGGGGACCAACACCAACGAGGUAGAGGCCAUCAACUUCCUGAGGCAGUAUGACCGAGAGGCCUCCAUCAUGUGUAACCGGUUCAUGGAGGCCAGCUGGGACUACAAUACCAACCUCACUUCCUUCAACAAACGCAAGAUGCUGGAGCGACAGAUGGAAUGGUCGGAAUUUCACCGCAACAAGUGGAACGAGGCGACCACCUUUGCCUGGAAGAACUUCACCAACUCCCCCGUCAGAAGGAUGUUCUCCUUCGUCACCGUCCUGGGCAAGGCGGCGCUACCCAAGGAGAAACUGCAGGAACUAACAGAACUCGUACAGGAUAUGAAGACGAGUUACUCCUCGGCCAAGAUUUGUAAAUACGACUCAACGCGACGGAGGCUGCCAGACGGUGACUAUGACUACUAUACCGACUUUGAGGUGGAGGAUGAUAACGAGAUCGGUUGUAUUCCGACAUCCAGUUUAGAGCCCGACCUGACGAAUAUCAUGGCGACAUCACGAGACCCCGAAGAGCUUAGAUAUGUGUGGAGGGCGUGGAGGGAGGCCGCCGGGAAGCCACUGCGUCAGAAGUACCUUCGCUUCGUCGAGUUGGCGAAUGAGGCGGCGAGAUUGAAUGGUUAUGACGACGCCGGGGAGUACUGGAGAAGUGACUACGAGACUGACAACUUCCGCGAGCAGCUGAAAGAACUGUGGGAUAAACUGCGGCCCCUUUACGAGCAACUACACGCCUACGUCAGGACCAAAUUGAGGGAGAAGUAUGGUGAGGUGGUGGUGCCGCGCGCUGGGCCUAUUCCUGCACAUCUUCUGGGAAACAUGUGGGCACAGACGUGGACCCACACACUGGACCUCACCGUCCCAUACCGUGGGCGCACUACCAUUGACGUCACCAACGCCCUCCGUCGCCAGGGUUACACGCCCCUCAGCAUGUUUGGCCUGGCGGAGGAGUUCUUCACCUCGCUGGGGCUCGAUCCCAUGCCCUUCACAUUCUGGCAGAAGUCGAUGAUCGUCAAGCCCACCGACAGGGAGGUUGUGUGUCACGCAUCAGCCUGGGAUUUCUGUAAUGGUUUUGACUACAGGAUCAAGCAGUGUACACAGGUGACGACAGAGGACCUCAUCACCACGCACCACGAGAUGGGUCACAUUCAGUACGACCUUCAGUACCGCAACCAGCCCUUCAUCUUCAGGGACGGCGCUAAUCCAGGGUUCCACGAGGCGGUAGGCGACGUCCUCGCGCUGUCAGUCUCCACGCCUCGACACUUGCAGGCUGUGAACCUCGUUAGCAACGUGGACGAUUCCUAUGAGACGGAUAUUAACUUCCUCUUCACAAUGGCCUUGGAUAAAAUCGCUUUUCUGCCUUUUGGUUACUUAGUAGAUCAGUGGCGGUGGGAAGUGUUCAGCGGCGAAAUAGGAGAAUCCUCACUCAACAGCCGGUGGUGGGACCUUCGACUCAGUGUGCAGGGGGUGUCACCGCCCGUCCCCAGGGAUGAGGACGACUUCGACCCUGGCGCCAAGUUCCAUGUCCCUGCCAACGUUCCCUACGUCAGGUACUUCGUCAGCUUCAUCAUACAAUUCCAAUUCCACGCUGAGCUGUGCAAGGCUGCUGACCACGAGGGCCCACUCCACCACUGUGAUAUUUACCGCUCUGUCAAGGCCGGAAAACUCCUCAAAAACGUGUUGUCGCUGGGUAAGUCUCGGCCGUGGACGGAGGCGCUAUCGGUGUUGACGAGCGACAAGACCAACAAACUGGACGCUGAGCCCAUCCUGGAGUACUUCGCCCCUCUCCUGGCCUGGCUCGAGUCCCAGAACCGCGGAGAGUUCAUCGGCUGGCGAGAGAGCGAGGCGAUCGUACAAUCAGUGACCACCUCCAACGCCUCAGUGGUGACGGGGGUGAUCUUGGCCUUCAUCGCCGUGGUCUUGGUAAUCGCCCUCAUCAUCGUCGGCAUCAGGAAGUUUAGGAACUCCGGCAAAUCCUUCAGGACCGCCCCGCCAGCCACCUGAGACCACCUGGACCCAGACUCUGAGGCCGAGAUUAUUGAGGAGGAUUUGGGAACCAUUUAGUGGAUGGUGACGUGUUUGUGUUCAUGUCUCGUUGUGUUAAAGCUCCUUCUACUUCUUCCCUCUUAUGUAUGGGUUCCCCUCUCAGCUGAAUAAAAUCGUCUGGCUUUAACUAAAUAAAAUAUUAAAAGUGGCGUUCCCGUAAUGAAGGGGUAAGGAUUAAUAAGUGCUAAUUCAUGAAUAUAUUUCGGAGUAUUUUCAUUCCAGUGUUUGAUAAAGACACACAAUUGUAUUACUAUUUUAUAUAUGACAGACGAAAGAGAUUUAUAAUUCUGUUUCUAAAGAUGCAUGACAACGUUGAUCAAUGACGGAAAGACGUUUGGUGAAAAAAAAUCCUCCUGUUGACAGUCUUGAUUAUAUUUUUAACAUUAUGGGGAAUCAUGUUAGUCUCUCAACACCGGUGAUGAUGAACUCCCAAGACGUGUGCAACAAUGUAACAAUUUCAACCUCAGAAUUUGGGUCGACCUCGAAACACCUGUGUGCUGUGACUGAUGUAUUUGUGUAGCUCCAACAAUACUGUCCACACCUGCACCAUCGCCCCCUCACUACUACUACAUCACUGUGUAGCUCCAACACUUGUGCACAUCUGUAGAACCACUGUGCCUAGCUACAAUAAUAUAGUCUCAGUAUUUUUGUGCAUAGUUGUAAAACUGCUGCACUGUGUCGCUCUGUGCUCUCUUAUGAGCUGCACACAUCACUACUUAGGUCUUCCACCACCAGAUUGGUCAUUACAUUUGUUUAGAUAUAAUCAAAAUUUAUGUAACCGUCAAAUAGAAGUAAUACUGUACAUGUUAUGUGUAACUAUUACUGGAGGUUUUCAAAUGCCUUCCUGUAAUACUUGUAGUGGACACAUCAGCUAAGUCAGUAAACUCUUAUUUUUAAAGGUAUUUGUUAAUAAAAAUUUUCUUGUAAAUUACUGCGUUACGUUUUGCACAAUACCAAUAAAUGUGUUGCUUCUCAUAAGUAACUGUUAAUUGGCAUAAGAUAGAACUGAACAUUGGAGAGGAGACAAACAAUUUUUUUUUUAAACUCUUCAGUGUUCAGUCCGGGAAAAGGUCACACGCUUCACACAAAGAAUCACUUUAUUUUGAUGACAAUAAAGAUCACGUUUAAGCACACUGUAUUUGGUCAGAUUACAGAGGCCAUAGAUUAAGUUGGACAAAACCACAAGUAGUCAUUUUGGUCGGUGUAAAAUUCACACGUUAGGUCAGUGUAGAGAGUACAAGAGAAUUCAAAGUAUUUUUUUUUUAUGUGCUUUAACUAGUUCAUGGUUAACUUUCAUAAUUUCUUCAUUUUGUCCUCUUCAUCGUGUCAUACAUCCUUGUUUACCUGUAGUGAUUAUUUUAAGUCCUCAUUAAUUAACAGGUGUCAUACAUUUCACUUUUUUAUCAUCCCAAUAUAAAGAUUAUAGAAGCACUGCAUAUGAGGACUCCCUGAGAGUUAUUUAAUCAAUAUAUGUACAUUAUUACUUUUUUAAUAAAUUAUGUAUAUUUUUA